Arthroderma uncinatum is the source of this 450-nucleotide messenger RNA. RefSeq lists its product as uncharacterized. Gene Ontology annotation, biological process: microtubule-based movement. Gene Ontology annotation, cellular component: cytoplasm; cytoplasmic dynein complex. The coding region runs from base 1 to 450 and encodes 149 amino acids. Gene Ontology annotation, molecular function: dynein intermediate chain binding. The transcript has a single exon. Lineage: Eukaryota; Fungi; Ascomycota; Eurotiomycetes; Onygenales; Arthrodermataceae. The record is from RefSeq and is a predicted model, not a curated record.
AUGACGCCUUCCUCAUCAUUAGACCAGGACGGUGAUCCCUCAGACACGACUGAUAACUCAGUGGCUACGAAACCGAAUGGACCCAUGACUCCUUACAAGCCCAGUCCGGCAGAGACUCUCGCCGUCCAUAUACAUGCGUUCGUGUCUUCGGCAUCCUCCCUAAGCACGGCCCUAUCUUCGCCGUUGGGUGAUGACGAUAAACAUGGCUUAGACGAUGAGAACGGGAACAGCCCCAACAAGGACGGAAAUUCAGCUGGCAGUAAUCCCUUCGAGGACGCCGGACUGCCUGAACGCGAGGAAGACGAUGAAUUAAAGCUCUUACGGCUUAGAACAAAAAUCCAUGAGAUAAUCAUAAUACCGGAUCGCAAAUUUCUGCUUUGUGUCGUCCAUGAUGUCUCGGCUGCGGCGAGUGGAGCUGGAGGAAGAGCUUCGGCACAUUCAAGGCAGUGA